AUGGCAAUGUCUAUGGUUCAUCUACAACCUCAGCCAGCACCACAACCAGUCUAUCCUUUCCCACCUGCUUUAAACAGUCCGCCAUUGAAUACUCAACCGAAACCUUCAAAAUGGACGUCGUGUACGAAUCUGAACCAAUCAAUGACAAACUUAGUAUCGCAUACAGUCGACAAAACCAACGCCACGAUUCUUGAUCUCGAAAUGUUGGUCCGCCAGAGCUUGGGUGGUGGUGCAAAUGUCAACGAGGCUACAUCACGAUUAUUAGAUCAAGUCAUCACCUCGAUCGACCUAGGGUCGUUUUGUGGGAGAGAAAAUGAACUGAUUUCUGCGUGUAAGAUUCCUUCCCAGUCAGACGAGAAGAAAAAUCGCCGAACACAGCGAAAAGAGAAAAAGUCAACAGGGUCUGUGGAUUACUUCUCCAAGGUGUACCUGUAUGCCAAUUCGCGAUUACCUCCUCAUUUAACACCACUAAAAUUCUAUCCUCCCACAUAUCCCCUCCUCCAACUCGCAGCCAAAUACUCGCGCCGUGUCUACGAAAAGCCCUCAGGACGUGAACGACAUUCAUACGUGAGUUCAGAUUGGCUACAGGGCACCAAAGCCAUGGUGGUCAAGUCGCUACCAAUCGACGACAUGAACACGAUUGUCUUCGCCAUACGUGGUACACAGAGCUUCCUGGACUGGGCCGUGAACGUUCACACAGCACCAACUUCUCCCGUUGGUUUCUUGGAUGACCCAUCCAACUGCUGUCAUUCCGGAUUCCUAUCCGUGGCCCGAAAAAUGGUUGCCCCCGUUGCAGCCAGACUACGUAGUCUUCUCGAAGAAGAUCCCUCUCGCAUGUCAUAUUCGCUAGUCUUUACCGGCCACUCCGCAGGCGGAGCCGUCGCAAGCUUGCUAUAUCUACACCUCCUAUCCGAAUCACCAGCUGUCCGGUCCGAGCUUACUCAUCUCCGCGGCUGCUUUAAGCACAUCCACUGUGUCACAUUUGGUGCUCCGCCCAUAUCUCUUCGUCCACUGCAACUCUCUCCUACUGCUCGACGAUCAAAAUCCAUAUUCUUCGCUUUUAUCAACGAAGGAGAUCCGGUCUCGCGUGCUGACAAGGGCUACUUUCUCUCGUUGCUAGAUCUGUAUGUUUCACCUGCGCCGGGGUCACUACUAGCCUUGUAUGAUAGAAAGAAGAAAUCUGCUCCUAUCUAUUGGAGAACCCCCUCAUCCGAUUUAUCACUCGCUGGUCGACUUGUUCUUCUUCGUCCGCGAGACCAGUGGAGUGGCCGUCCUAUUAUUCUAGCACCACCAAUCCCCGGUGGAGCUCCUGCCCUGCCGCCACGGGAGAACGUGGAUGCAUAUGGGAUUACGGAUCGCGAGCUCCGAGGGGUGGUCUUUGGUGACCCCGUCAUGCAUUUUAUGGACUUGUAUUCUCAUCGCAUUGAUGCCUUGGCCAGAGGUGCCGCGAGCAAGGGAUCAUGA
This is a messenger RNA of Penicillium coprophilum, 1464 nucleotides long. RefSeq names its product lipase family protein. Gene Ontology annotation, biological process: lipid metabolic process. The coding region runs from base 1 to 1464 and encodes 487 amino acids. The transcript is spliced from 3 exons. The record is from RefSeq and is a predicted model, not a curated record. Lineage: Eukaryota; Fungi; Ascomycota; Eurotiomycetes; Eurotiales; Aspergillaceae.